This is a messenger RNA of Bactrocera dorsalis (oriental fruit fly), 4014 nucleotides long. RefSeq names its product elongation of very long chain fatty acids protein. Gene Ontology annotation, biological process: fatty acid elongation, polyunsaturated fatty acid; sphingolipid biosynthetic process; fatty acid elongation, saturated fatty acid. The record is from RefSeq and is a predicted model, not a curated record. The transcript is spliced from 8 exons. Lineage: Eukaryota; Metazoa; Arthropoda; Insecta; Diptera; Tephritidae. Gene Ontology annotation, molecular function: fatty acid elongase activity. Bases 449 to 1555 code for a protein of 368 amino acids. Gene Ontology annotation, cellular component: endoplasmic reticulum membrane.
UAAAGUGAGCGGAGUAUUUGGUCGCGCUGCCUGCAUUUAACAUCAAUUUAAAAUAAGCUAGUUGCGGCCAAUUUGGUUCGAGUUGAAUUUUAGCCACUGUGAAGAUCGGUCCAACACUAAGUAGCAUUUAGUGCGCGCGUUAUUUUUUCAAUUUCUGCGGUUUAAUUUCGGUCAUUGACAGUUUUCAUUCACUUUUCGUGUGCGUUUUCUAGUGUACCCAAAAAGGCAAAAAGUAACGACCGUUGUCAGUUAACAACUACCAUCGCCCCGCCCGCAACAACAAACGCCAACAAUAAUUUGUGCGCAUCCCAUUAAUUGAAUCGGAGCAAUUAUCAGCUUUAUAUCCAUUGUGUGUUGAUUACUUAAAGUUUGGCAACUGAGCAAUAAAUACUAAAAGCUAUAAAAAUCUACAAAUAAAAACCAAAACAAAAACAAAGCGCACAUCAAAAUGGCUGUUAUACUACAUGAAGUUUACGACUGGUACAGAGAUCUCAUGGACAAUCGAAGUGAUCCACGUGUCAAAGACUGGCCCAUGAUGUCAUCGCCCUUCCCCACCUUACUGGUCUGCGUAUUCUAUGCCUACUUCAGCAAAUCGCUUGCGCCGCGCCUGAUGGCGAAGCGAAAAGCAUUGGAUCUGCGCAAAAUACUCGUCUACUAUAAUCUAUUCCAGACAAUGUUCAGCGCGUGGAUUUUCUAUGAGUACUUAAGAAGCGGCUGGUGGGGUAACUACAGUUUCAAAUGUCAGCCCGUCGAUUACUCCAACAAUCCAUUGGCAUUGCGCAUGGCACGUACUUGUUGGUGGUAUUACAUUUCAAAAUUCACAGAGUUCUUUGAUACGCUAUUCUUCAUAUUGCGCAAGAAAAAUGAACAUGUAUCAACGUUGCAUGUCAUCCAUCAUGGCUGCAUGCCCUUCUCCGUAUGGAUGGGCAUGAAAUUCACGCCAGGCGGUCACAGCACAUUCUUCGCGCUGCUCAACACCUUCGUGCACAUUGUUAUGUACUUCUACUAUAUGAUCGCCGCAAUGGGUCCCAAAUACCAGAAGUUCAUCUGGUGGAAGAAAUACCUAACCACCUUCCAAAUGGUACAAUUUGUCGCCAUUUUCACCCAUCAGUUCCAGUUGCUGUUCAGAGAGUGCGAUUAUCCCAAAGGCUUUAUGGUUUGGAUUGGUCUGCAUGGCAUUAUGUUCCUGUUUCUAUUCUCUGACUUUUAUAAAGCCAAGUACACAAAUGCACGCGCCCGUAGCGCGGCGGUGAAAGCCAACAACACAAAUGGUUAUACCAAAUUACCUGCGUCGAAUGGCAAAUGCAUACCUGUCAGUAAUGGUGAUUUGUCCAAUCAUUUGGUAGCGUCCAACAACAACAAGGGUGCUUGCAUGCCCGUUUUGGACGAGGAAGCCGAAAGCAUCAAGCCCAAUCAUCACUUCACCAAUGGCUAUAAAAAUGGCUAUGCUAAUGGCCACGCCUUCAAGGAGGGCGAUGGUGUGCUAUCCACAAACGAUGCUAUACUCAAUCCGGACAGCAGUAGCUCUAGUCUACACCAGCGAAAAGUCAAAUAAAGCAUAAAGUGUAACAAAAGCAAGCAGAAAUAACCAGCAAAGAAUAGUUAGGACUUAAGUAUAUAUAUAUUAAUAACAAAAACAAAACAAAAAAACACAUACACACAAAAAAAAAUUGAUUAUUUUUUAUAUAUACAUAAAUUAUAUAUUUAAUAAUUUAAAUCGAGUAAAUAUGGAGCUUUUAUAUAUGUAUCUGUAUAUAAAUAUAUAUUUAAAAGUUGGAAAAAGGAAACACAAGAAUUAAUUAUAAUUAAAAUACUAUACAUUAUAGCAGCAACAAAGAAGAAUAUGUUCUAAGGUCAAGUACAUUUGUACAUACAUACAUACAUUUAUUUCUAGACCUAAUCUAGUAUCACCAAGUUGUUCAAACAAUUUGCAGUAGAUAUGUAUGUAUUUAAUGCAAAAGAAACAAAGAAACGAUUAACAAAACAAAGCGAAGUGCAGAAAACAUAUGUAUGUCUCAUUUAGACAAAAACAAAAACAACACAAAAAUAAGAAAAAAAAUCAAAUCAAAUUAAAGCAACCCAUACAUUUUAUUUAAGUACAUUUAUUAGAUAUAGAAGAGCAACAAUUGCGCGCCGCUUUCUUGUAGGUUCGAGGAGAAGGAGGAGUAGGGAGGGAAAGUAAAGGCGAAGUCAAACAAUUUAUUAUUAUAAAUUUGUAAGCAUUCAAAUGGUAUUUUACAUUCUCCACACGCAUAAAUUAUGCAAAAAAUACCACAUAUAUACAAAUAUAUAUGUAUGUACAUAUAUAUGUAUAAGAAGAAACAGAACAAAGCGAAUCUUAAAGUUUUACGCAAACUUGGCAACAACAGGGAAAUAUAUAAAUAAAAUAAUAAAAUGGACGUCUACAAAAACUAUUGUUAAUAUUGCUACAACUACAACAACUACCGAAUACUAUUAUUAUAUGCUACAAAAGCAACAACUACUAUCAAGCGACACUACUACCACCAAAAAAAGUUACAAUUAAAAUUCUCAUUUUUUUUUUGUAUUAAACUCUACUACUUUAUAGUACAGUUAUGCGCGUAAAUCACACGAGUGCAUGCGUGCAGCCGACAGCCAUAGCGAUUGCUGCGCAAUUAUGGCAAGUCGGCGGUGCGCAUGCGCAAUGUGCAUUUGUAUACAUUUACCUAACAAUAAACUAGACUUAUGUAAAUGUAUUUAUAGCGAGUUAAUUAUGUAAAUUUUUUAUAUAACCCGUCAAAGAAAAGUUCGAAAUAGUAACAAAAAAAAGUAAAUAAUAAUAACAAACAACAACAAUGUCAAGUACACUGAUAGCACAGCAUUUUAUGUAUAUGUUGCAAAAUUUUAGUCAAGAAAAUGCGAAAUGAAAAUAAAAAUCAAAUAAGAAAAUGCUAUUUUGUAUAAAAACGGGUGAGGUAUUCCAUUUUGUGGACAAAUAAGUAACUGAAGAACAAACUAUAUUUAUAAAUAUGUAUGUAUGUAUAUGCCUAUAAAUAUUUACAAAUAUCACUACUUAGUUAGCUGCGUCCUAUUAAACAAUAUACUCGUUGUACAUAUAUAUAAGUAUAUAGAUAUACAUAUAUGUAUAUAUGUAGGUAUAUCGUCACCUAAAAUGCAAAAAAACGUAUCUCACUUUUCAUAAAAUUACAGGCAGUCAGAGAGGAAAAACGUUACAAUAAAAACCACUCAUGUUGAAAAAAAUUGAGUUUUGGUUAUAGAAUGGUUAUAUUUUGGUUAGCCAUAUUGAAAAAAUAGAAUUUUGGUGACGAAAUGGUUAUCUUUUGGUUAUCAUACACUCAUAUCAAAACAAAGUUUGCGUUUUGCUCAUAAAAUGGUCAUAUUUUGGUUAUCACACACGCAUAUUGUAACAAAAUUUGAGUUUCGGUUAUGUUUUGGUUAUUAUAUCCGACAGCCAUUUUUGAUCUUUUUAAUGAUACGUUGUUUUGCAGUUUAGAUGACGAUAUAUAUACAUAUAUUUAUUUAUAUACUACAAUACAUGACAGACAGUGCGUGCGUAUGUGUACAGUAAGUGCAUAAGUGCGAGCAUGUAUAUAUAAAUAUGUAUGUAGUUAGCAAGAAUGAAGUUUAUAUUUGUAGUUAAAUUAAUGCUUAAGCGCUAUUGUUCGUUUAUUCUCUUUAUUUUUAUCAAAAAAUACUGAAUAUAAGUAAAAAAAGCUGUUAUUUAGCAAGAAAUUUUACGAAAUUAUUAACUGUAACUCUUAGUUGUUGUUGCAUUUUAAGCUUUUUAAUUCAUAUGACGUGCGUUAACGGCACUUUUUUUGUUGUUUUAAUUUGCAAUUUGUAUUUUACACAAGCACACAAAUACAUACGUACACUUACGUGUAAGCAAUAGUUUAUAUGCAUACAUAUAUACAUUUAUAUAUACUUAUAUAUAUAAUAUACUGUAUUUUAUUUUCCUUUUGUAAGGGUUACUGGUAGUCAAAUUUUGUUUGUUUGUAUAUUCUCUUUUCGAAAUAUGUAUAAUGUGUUAUUAUU